GUCUGGUCUAUCUUUACUCCUCUUGCCGCAGAAACCAAGGCUAUCAACCUUGGUCAAGGUUUCAUGAACUUUGGUCCUCCUGCAUUUGUUCAGGAAGCUGCCAAACAUGCUAUCGAUCAAGUCGAGUCAAACCAAUACAGUCAUCCUCGUGGACGUAUCAGACUGAGAAAUGCCUUGGCUGCUUCAUACAGCCCAGAAUUUGGUCGUGAGCUUAACCCUGAGACAGAGAUUAUUGUCACUGCUGGUGCUAAUGAAGCAAUCUUUGCUACCUUUGCCGGAUUUUUGGAUGAGGGUUCAGAAGUUAUCUGCAUGGAGCCAUUCUUUGAUCAGUAUAUUCCCAACAUUACCAUGAAUGGAGGAAAGCCCGUUUACGUGCCCCUCAGAGCACCUGCAGACUCAUCCGAGAGAACUGUCUCAUCACAUGAAUGGCGUUUGGAUAUCGACGAACUUCGAUCAAAGAUCACAUCCAAGACAAAGAUUAUUAUCAUCAAUACCCCUCACAACCCAAUUGGUAAGGUCUUUGACGAAGAAGAGUUGAUGGCCAUUGGUAAGGUUGCAGAAGAGCACGAUUUGAUUAUCUUGACAGACGAAGUGUACGAUCGUCUGUACUACCCUCCUCUCAAAAAGUUCCCUCGUAUUGCCAGCUUGGCUAACUUCUGGGAACGCACCAUCACUGUUGGUUCUGGUGGAAAGAGUUUUGCGGCCACUGGAUGGCGUGUGGGAUGGUUGAUCGGACCCGAGCACCUGGUGAAGUACUCCUUUGCUGCCCAGACCCGUGUGGUGUUUUGUGUAAACUCUCCUUGUCAGGAAGCCAUCGCAGCUGGACUUGAGGCUUCGCUUGUCAAGCCCAUAUUCCAGGAACAGACAGACGAGUACCUGAAGAAACGUGGGAUUCUGUCGGCCGUGUUUGACAAACUCAAAUUGCCUUACACUGUGCCCGAGGGAGCCUACUUUAUCCUUGUCAAUACCGCAAAGAUCAGCUACCCCAAGGACUACAAGUUCCCAGAGCUGCUCGACAGCCGUGGCGAGGACUUUAAGAUGUGUUACUGGCUCACAAAGGAAAUCGGUGUCUGUUCCAUUCCCCCCUCUGAGUUUUAUGUCAAGGAACACUGGCCGUUGGCAAAGGAUUUUGCUCGUUUUGCGUUCUGCAAGACAGACGAUGUUCUCAAUGAGGCUGUCAAGCGUCUAGAGAAACUUGAGCAAUACAUUAAAAAAUAGACUUUCUUUUCUUUUUAUAUUUAUAUAAUAUAUAUAUAUAUAUAUAUAUACAUGUACAUGUACAUGUACAUAAAUACAUAAUCAAAAAGAAGGCUAAGAAGAGCAAGAAGGAAUCACUGUGCAAUUGUUGUUGUUGUUGUUGUUUUUAUUUAUUUAUUUAUUUAUUUAUUUAUUAAAAUUAUCAUAGAACAAGAUGAUUACUUGUUGUGGUUUUGUUGGUGUACAAUUUGAUUUGUGUUUUCUUUACGCAAAUGAGGUUGUUGAUAUAUAUAUAUAUAAAUUUCUUUCUUUAAUGACCAGAGAGAAGAGGGGUUCGUUCACCCAACUGAUUUGUCCAACGACCAAAUCGAUUGUUGACACGGUCAAGCCAGUCUGGAAUCAGAGUACGGGCCACAGCACUGAUGAGAAUACCCACAAUCACAAGAGCAGUAGUAUGAGCAGUCUCGGUUAAAAAGACAGCAGCGCCCAAAAGAAUCCAUGCAGUAGUCAAGGCCCAGACCCAGUCUUUGCGAUGCGAGUAGUCCACAAGAUGAAGAGCCACAAAUCCAAUAGCUACUAGGAUUGCAAUGUGUGCCAGAGCAUGUCCCUUUGUAGAGUCACUGAGCUGGAAUAUUUGCCAGAGAGUGACAAACAGAGUAUAUGCUGUGUAGAUUGAAAAGGGUGCAUUCAAAAAUGCCAAGUCGGUCUGGUUGCGAGGAGGGUAAUCACGCAGACGGUGAUAGAUGAACAACAGGGCGGCAAGCUGCCACAACAGACUGAUAAAAGCAAAUAAAUCAAGGUGGAAGAGCCAGAGAAGAGAAGCGCUUGCGUUGAGAACUGAAAUCAAAAGAUACCAGUAGCUGAUAGCCUCCAAGACAUCUUUGGGUGCUUUUGGUGUCCACUGGUAGAUGGAUAAUCCAAUUAAAAGAAGCUCAAGAACACCAGCAAGGAUAAUAGCAAAGUCUCGAGGUUGGAAUCCUGGUGUAUGGCCGAGAAACCAGCUUGAAUAACUGAACCCUUGAGUUACUAUGAGGAUCAAGGUAGCUAAUGUAUUUGACACCUUGAUCUUAAUAUCGAGAUUCGCC
Molecule: messenger RNA, 2282 nt
Organism: Phycomyces blakesleeanus NRRL 1555(-)
Lineage: Eukaryota; Fungi; Mucoromycota; Mucoromycetes; Mucorales; Phycomycetaceae
Exons: 10
Coding region: 64-1218 (384 amino acids)
Biological process (GO): biosynthetic process
Cellular component (GO): cytoplasm; mitochondrion
Molecular function (GO): L-kynurenine:2-oxoglutarate transaminase activity; pyridoxal phosphate binding
Source: RefSeq, a predicted model, not a curated record